CCAUCCCAUCCAUGUCGAGGAAUCCUUUGGCGGCAGCGUCUUGUCCACGCCAGACUGAAAUCAGCUUGGAAAUACGCAUCGAAAGCAGCCCUCCACAAGAGGCAUCACAGCCACACUCGAGAUAGGCCCAAGAAAACGCCAGAAAUAACGGCAGAGCGGUGGGAUGAGGUGCCACCCGGCAGACAAACCAUACCCUGUCAAGGUCUUGGGUGCUGUCGACCUGGGUCUCUCUGCGUGGGUAAGUGGGCAAGGCAACACCUCAUUCGAUGCAAUACGGCCCCAGGUGCAUUCGGAUGGGUGCCGAGAGGCGACAAUGAAGGAAUCGCUUCCAACCUCGCCGUCAUGCAUCUUCCGGUUUGGGGCUUGCAACCGGGCCAUAAGAGCAACCAUAACAUCCCCUCGCAUCUGCUGGGGUAUAUCUUCACCUGGAAUCCCAGGUCCAUGUCGACGGGCGGAGGCCGGCCGCCCAGACACCAACAUCGACCCCAUCUCAUCCUCUGACGUGCGCCUCUUCCUUUCCACCCCCAAAUCCCCUCUUUUGCCCGUCCCCCACUACAGAAAUGCCCACCCGCACCACACACAAAUGACCCCCCCGUCUGCCUGGUCCCCCUAAGGUACCACCAGACGCGCUUUUUCCAUCAAUUCCGCACCCAUUAGGCUUGGCUUGCAUUUCGGCCACAAGCUCUGUCAGACGUCGAGGUGCCUGAUCAGGGCCAUCGAUUUCGUGCUUGGGGGCCUGCAGCGCCACAGCCGUGCUGACCGACCUCCGGCUCGAAGCUGUUAAAUCCCCGCUGGACAGACAACCAGAUCCGUCCCCUGCUGUUGAGGAGAUCAGACAACCGCGUUUUCGGGGCCGGAGAGAAGAAAGAAUUCAAAAGAUACCCCAAACUCCAAAGCCUGCGCCGCCGCUGCAGCCGGAAUCUGCCAAGGUCAGCCACUGCCGCCUCCCAGACAGAGGAGGCGCCCGGGAGCAAGGGGAAAUAAAAUCGCCAGCUUUUUGGCGCCCCAAUCCGCCUUGACGGCUUCCCGCAAGCCACCGCAAAUUCCAUUUGGGCGGCAGGCUGUUUCGCUGGUCCCGCGGGACUCGACUAUGCUCCUACACAACAACACCAUGCCAAGGUCGAGGUCGAGGUCGAGCCCAUCCGGUGCUCAGAGGCUACCCGUGAAUCCACGACGACACAAAGUCUCUCCCGACAAGAGAAAGCGUGUCGCGACUGCGUGCAAUAGCUGUAACCUCAAACGGGUCAAGUGCUCUGGUGAGCAACCAUGUAGGCAGUGCGAGAUCGCGUCGAGGGACUGCGUCUACCCCCAAGCCGUCGACAAGGUGUCGAUACCAAAAUCUCAGCUGGAGGAGCUGGAAUCAAAAUGCGCUAGGCUGGAGCGCCGCCUCCAAGAGCAGUUCGACUUCAACACGAGCCCGCGGCGCUCGCUGUCCACCUCCUACAAUAAUGAUGCGAGUGCUGGCGAUCUCGGUCUAAGCUCGACCACCGCCAGCAGUACCGUGGGCGGGGGCGAGGAGUCACAGUCGCCGCCCGAGGAUGGGCGACUGCUACAGGACACGGAUGGCACUGCGCGCUACCUCGGCGAGACGUCAGGCGCCACAUUUCUCGACAACCUCAAGAUGUUCAUGUCGACAAUGUUCCAUCUGGCCUUCAGCGGGGGCCGGAUCUCGGAGUACGGCAAUGGCAACACUUUCCUCGCCUCUGUGGGCCGGUAUCAGACCUCGGACUCGCGUCCACUGCCGGCUCCCGAUGUUAACCCUCUCUGGCUGCCGCCGCGGAAGAAGGUGUUGGAGAAAUUGGAACAGGUGCGGGCCUUCAUCCAGGACAGUGGCAUAUCCGGAGGAAUCUAUUUUUGGGGCGACCUUUCCAACUGCCACGACGGGUUGAACUAUGGCGCCGCCCUUCGGCCAUCCUCAACCGCGGCCGGCGAUCUUGUCCCCCACCGCGGCCUGGCAUUUUACCAUGCAGCUCUCGCCUAUGCGAGUUUGUUUGGCCCCGCGUCACCCAACUCUAAGCAGGAGGGCGAACUGCGCUUCGCAUGUGCGCGUAUACUACUGGGUAACCCUCUCGAGGUGUCAACCUACUCCAGCUCCGAUAUCGCUACAAUGGCUCUCAUGGGUAUGUACAUGGUUGAGAACAACCGCCGCGACGCCGCAUACAUGUACAUCACCACGGCGAUGCACAUCUCUAUCAUGCAAGGCAUACACCGUGGCUGUGGCACCGACGAGCUUGGCAAGCGUAUCUUUUGGACGGUUUACAUUCUCGAUCGCUGGAUCAGUUGCCUCAUGGGGCGACCACCCACCAUUGCGGACGAGGCCGUCCGGCUGGACGAGCCACAUGACGUGCCGGGGAUGCCAAGCCCUGUAGGCCUUAGAGCCCACAUCGCGCUCUCGAGGAUAUCUGGCCACAUUGUGUGCAACACUUAUCGCAUCGCCCCUAACACCUUGCCCGACGCAAGCCCAACAACCAACGGUGUCUCUCCUGUCGACAAGACACUACAGCUACUCACCAACUGGCUGAGGGGUCUUCCCCAGGAGCUACGCAUUUCGUACGAGACACUUCCCCAGGACAGGCCACUGUGCACACUUCACAUGAGCUACAACCAGCAAUUGAUACUCACAAUUCGUCCGGUCUUUUUGAGUAACGUCAAGAAGGCAGUCGCCGAUCGCUUCCUGACACAACCACGGCAACAAAGCGGGCAAGCCGGUGCGGGCCCGCAGCACCAAGACCACACAGACACCUCUGCUCUUCCAUUGAAUCAUAGGAUCGCCAGGCCGCCGUUUCGUAAGCGCUCUGCUGGCAUCGAGGGCAACCACCCGCAGAUCGGCUUGUUUCGCAAGUGCUCCGAGGCUGCACGCCAUAACCUCCGGUUGGGCCGAUGGCUGGCCGAGAUCUCUCCCGCAUCCAAGUUGCUGCUCCCAGAUUUGCACUGUGUUUUCAAUGCCGCAAUAAUGCUUAUGUUGCACCAGAUCGCGUUUGUGGAGCAACCAUCCGACGGAUCUGAUAUCGAAUUCGCCUUCAAGGCCUUUUCCAGCGAGGCGGCCAUGGGCGACACUUACGCGGCAGACUGUCUCCGCGUCAUGCAGGACCUCGCCAGUCUUGUCCGCCAGCUUUGCGACCAGAUGUUCCCCGGCGUUCCUCACACCCCCAGCCCGCAAGUCGGCCCCAAUGCCGCUGUUGCCACUUCCACUGAAACCUCGGCCACCCCGUCGCCGCUCCUUAUCGCGGAUACCCUCACUAGCAUGCCCCGCGGGGCGGCCGGCGCGCGCGCUCUAGGUCAACAACAACAGCCACUAUCGAGUUCCGUCAUGGAAGGGCCCCAGCCUAUAUCCAUAUCGGGGUACCUGGACACUCACGGAUAUGGUAGGGGUGGUGGAGGGAUCGUUUAUCCCAGCUUGCCGAACAUCCCGGGCUCGGCUACCAUCAUUGGAGAUCCCAAUCCCGAUAUGGGGUUCAAUACCAUGGCAACCUCGACUUCAACCGGAAUCCCGGAUGCCGGCAACCCAUUAUACGUCCUCAUGGGAUGGUCACAACCUGACCCGAUGGGCGAAAUGUACGGCCCAUGCUUUAUGUGAUGCAAAACAGUCUAGGCUCUGUGUUUGUUUCUCAAGGGCUUCUCUUUCGUGAAUUGAAUUUGGAUUAGGGGCUUUGUUUCCUACCCAAUGGCGAUUGCGUCCAGCCCCACACAGUUGCCUCUAGUGUAUUCACCUCUCGUCAAAUCCUCGCAAAGCUUUCGUUCUCUGCUCCCUUCCCUCCCUAGAAAGCGGGAUUACCCGACACAGAGCCUGACUGGGGAGAAUUCGGGAUGACGAAUUCUUACCUGCGGUUUAGGCACUGAAUGGGAUGCCUCAUGUCUGUACCUGUUGGCCCAGGCGGUGAGAUUAUCUAGUGGCAACGCGGAGAGUCCGAGGGGAUGGCUCAGUGUUUCUCCAAUGGUCACGACACCAAAACACAGGUACGACUUCCCCACCCACGGCCAAGAUGGGAUACUCUUGCGCUCGCCAUGCAGUCUAGUCACUUGGUGCGUGAUUAUUACUGCAGGAGGCCUUCGGGUACUGUACCCUCACAUCACCCACAACCGUUUCUGAAAUAUUAUUCGUCGUCGUGUCUUUUGCUCACGGCCCCCACUCGCGUACCGAGACACAGGACGAACAACGAAGCAUGGGUGCCAGCAUUAGCGCGAGCAAAGCCACACAUGUCCCUCCUGCAUGAGCGUCCUGGGACCUAAUUAUGGUGCGUGCAGUACCACCCCUCCGUAUAUCCCACAGCCCGGUUCGGCGCCCUCCCCAUAGGCCCAGCGAAGCGACGAUCGCUAUCUCUUCCGAGCACUGCCCCCGAGAGUCUGGUUAUCGGUGCUUCGAACUGCGGCUGGCGCCGCCAGGCGUAAGCGACAGAACCGCCCAUUGCGGCUGGCGGGUCUGUACGGGCGCCGUGGCGAAGUCGUUUUUUUUUUAGGGGGCUGUGCCUCGUACUCUCGGCGCGCCGCAUUGCAUGCCGUAACUGGGCGUACUUGCGCCGAGCCCGUGCGGCAUGCCCGGCGGCAGCGCAUGGCCCGCUUGUGCGCAAAAGAAUGGCGGCAAUAUGGCACUGAGGGUACUUGAGUCUAUAAAGCCAG
Messenger RNA from Gaeumannomyces tritici R3-111a-1, 4617 nucleotides. RefSeq lists its product as hypothetical. Lineage: Eukaryota; Fungi; Ascomycota; Sordariomycetes; Magnaporthales; Magnaporthaceae. The record is from RefSeq and is a predicted model, not a curated record. The transcript has 4 exons. Gene Ontology annotation, molecular function: zinc ion binding; DNA-binding transcription factor activity, RNA polymerase II-specific; DNA binding. Gene Ontology annotation, biological process: DNA-templated transcription; regulation of DNA-templated transcription. The coding region runs from base 1091 to 3577 and encodes 828 amino acids.